Messenger RNA from Hibiscus syriacus, 1097 nucleotides. RefSeq lists its product as uncharacterized. Bases 225 to 926 code for a protein of 233 amino acids. NCBI's taxonomy places the organism in Eukaryota, Viridiplantae, Streptophyta, Magnoliopsida, Malvales, Malvaceae. The transcript has 2 exons. The record is from RefSeq and is a predicted model, not a curated record.
UGUCGCCAUUUAAACCAAGUUUUUAUUGAGAAAAAUCACAGAAAAGUGACUGCAAGGGUUGGUGAAGACAAUGGCUCCACACCCACCUUUCAAGCAAUCUGCAAUAACUCCCAUGCCUCUUCCUUCGCCUUUCACCCAAUUUUCUUCACCGGAAAACAUGUUCGAUCCCGGCAAAGAACACCCCAAAUCUUUUAUCAGUCUGUCGGAUCACUUGAGAUUAAGUGAUGGUUGACAAUUAUGAUGAUCAUGCCAUGGGAGGAGGUAUGGUGUACGAUGAGUCUGGGAUUUGCAGUCCUCCUUUAUGGAAAAUUAGUCCUCGACAUGAGAUGAACAUCGAUUACCGAUGUUUAUCGCCAUCGUCGAGAACUCAAGCCAUAGCUAGAGGCCAGAGGGAGCUUAUGGAAAUGGUUAGUAAGAUGCCCGAGUCUUGUUAUGAGCUUACGUUGAAAGAUCUCGUGGAACAUCAACGGCAGCAGGCUGUGGUUGAUGAACAGAAACAGGAAAGUUUAUGUUUGAAUUCGAUCGGGGAUCAUAAGUACAAGGAGAGACAGAACAGUCUGAAACAGCAGAUUAAUAGGAGUGGAAGCUUAGAUAAUGGAGAGCUUCUUUUGAAAAUAGUGUUUCCAUUUUCCUUGGGGUCUAAGAAAAAGAAGAUGGUGAAGAAGAAGAAUGAUUGUAACACAAGUAAGAAUGUAGCAGAUGUAUCUAGUAAGACUGUAGAUAAAGAUUGGUGGAAGAAGAGAUCGGGUUCGAGCGAGAGCGACGGCGGUGGAUCGACUAUAAACAGUGGAAGCACCAAAAGCAACCGUAGCAGCAGCAUCAACAGCAGCGGCAGCGACAGAAGCAACAGCAGUACCAGCCGCAGGCAUGGAAUGAACGGUUGCUUGGCAUUCAUCUUCUCCAGGAAAACCAAAGCAUCUAGGUAAAAGGAAAGCUUCAAAGUUGAACCAUCUUUGAAAAUGGCGUUUCAACGUGUAAUUAUCUUUCAAUAAUGUUAAAUGUUUAGGUUUCAACAUACAAGAGAUUGUCACAGCAGAGAGAUUCCAGUUGUCCGUAUAACACAUUCAGAGAUUCUAAUUAAAGAGUGUUGUUGUUUU